This is a messenger RNA of Schistocerca piceifrons (Central American locust), 2518 nucleotides long. RefSeq lists its product as uncharacterized. Bases 199 to 2295 code for a protein of 698 amino acids. Lineage: Eukaryota; Metazoa; Arthropoda; Insecta; Orthoptera; Acrididae. The transcript is spliced from 10 exons. The record is from RefSeq and is a predicted model, not a curated record.
UCGUUUGUGUAUUUCCAAAGUUUACGUUUGUCAAACCAAGUGUCAAUCGUUAACGGCUGUCAUGUUGGGGGUUACAGUUGUGUGGAUGAUGAAGUAGUGCUCAGGUGUACUCUGUAAACUUUUGCUUGUUGUCGCCUAUUGCUACAUUGGCCUCAUCUGAGUAUCGAUUGCAGGUGAAAUUAGUUACAUUGUGUCAGAAUGAAUGAUGAUUCUGAAAUGGAGACAAAUAUUGUUGUUGAUGGUGCAGCAGCAAGAUAUGAUUCCAAUCUUGAUGUUGGAACAUACAGUCUGCUUCCAGAUAUAAUAUGGCCUCAUACCACAGAUAUAUCAGCAUCUGAUUUUGGGAAGGUCGUGUUUAGAAAUGUGAAGGAUCGUUAUCCACCAAAUGAAGAUUUACUUUGUAUGUAUAGUGUAGAGAGUGGCAUUGAAGUUAGAGAUGAUGAUCGUGUAGCAAUUUUCACUGCUGGAUGUUUAAAACCUGAAGAAGAAGUUACUUGGGUACCUGCUGCAAAGCACCCUUGGGCAAAUGAGGUUUCAGUCGUUUUUCCAGCUUGUCGACUGCCACCACGUGAUCGCUUUUAUCAAUUUUGUUAUAUAAAUGCCGGAAAAAUUUGUGGUGCCAGCCUUCCUUUCAGUUUUCAAAAAGAAGUUAAUGUUAAUGCAGAAGAUCAGCAUACAGCAUUGUACUUGAGGAAUAAUUCUUCAGUUGGUGCAUCAGCACAAAUAAGUAUUGUAUCCACUGGAGGGGAUUGUCAAGUCACAGUAUCAGCUGACUAUUCGCAAAACUUGACUCUGUCUUCUAAUGAAGGCAGAAAUAAUGUCAUCCAUCUUGUCCCAAAAAAUUCAACUGAAUAUCCUCAGAAUCUUUCUCUGAAUUCUAAUGAAGGCAGAAAUAAUGCCACCCAUCUUAGAACUCAGAGAACAGCGGAAUAUCCACAAAAUCUCACUGUGGCUUCUAAUGAAGGCAGAACCAAUAUCGCCCAUCUUGGACAUACAAGUGAUGAACAUUUACAAACAAAUACAGCAGAACCUGAAGUAACAAGUAGCGAACAGACUGCUCCACUCUCACUGAAUAAGAAGCAGAAAAAUACGAGUGGUGUAUCUUUGAAAAGUAUGUAUAAAGAUUAUAAUACUCCAGCAGUUGCUUCCACAUCUCAAGGGGCGGACAGUGCAGAAAUAGCAGUACCAUCUUUUGGCUACAUUUCUAGUGGCAGUAAUGACUCGGGCAAUGCUCAAAAUAUCGCACAAUCAGCAAACAUAAAUAAUAAUGGUAGGGGACGAUUUAUCUCACUGGAAAAUGAGAAACGGAUGUUAGUGUCAACAAUGAAUACAGUCAGUGAGUACUUACAGGAAAAUGCUAACUUGAGAGCUCAUCUAAACUUUGAAGUGAACAAAAAUCGGUCCCUUAUGGAGAAUCUGAGGCGGCUUGAAGCAGAGGUAGAGAGACAGGUGCAUCAGUAUGACAUAGCUCGCCAGAACAACUCAGUGGUAGUUGCAGAAUUGGAGAAUGAGCUUGAUAAUUGCAAGAGGCGGAUUGCAGAUCUAUAUAGUAUCAUCAGUGACAAGGAAAUGACAAUAGCGUACUUAUGUCAGAGUUUUGGUGGUGCAAAUGAACGCAAUUUUGCUUUUGGAGCUCCCUCACAGUUUCCAUCAUAUCCAGGAUAUACAGAUGGACAGUUGCAGCAAGAGGGACAUGUUGGUAUAGGAGCAAGUAGAGGCAUGCAAAGACAGGACAUCAGAACUCCAUUUUAUGCUGCUCUGCGAAAAACGAGGAACUACUAUAUAACUUUUCUUUCUGAUAAAGCUGAGAUAGAAAGAAAGGUAUUUGCACUGACAUGGGGAAAGCUUUUACAAAUGAAGAAACUCCACAGCUUGAAAGACAGGAAAGAAUCUCUCAUGAGACUAGAGUAUGAGUAUUACACUGCAUUGCAAAAUACGCUUGAAGCAAAAAAUGGUGAAACCAGAAGAAUUUUGAUGGCAAUAUCGAAAGUAACAGCAGAACGUAGAGCAUUAGAUCAAAAGGCUUUCAUGGAAGCUGACAUGAUUGAUGAGAUCAAGAGACGCCUAGAGAUCAACAGGCAGAACACUAUUACGCUGAGAGCAAAAGCUAUUGAAGUAUUCACCAAAUUUAUUGACAGUUACAAUUAUAGUAUGGAACAUUACAGUGAAGCUGUGCAGACUGAAGUGCGGAAUGGUCUUGCAUUGUAUAUGCGCCUCGAUAAGAGAUUUCAUGAUAUAUUACUUGCAAUUGCAAAUUGUUCCAAUAAUAUGUACUUGUGGGAGUAUUGGGAGUAAUAGUAUUCAUUCAUAUUUGUAGUUACCGUGUAGAAGAAAUUGUUCCUUAAUUGAAGUUACCUAUUAGAUAUACAUUAUUUAGGAAUCUAUAGUCUGUAGAGCAAGUACCUAUUAGAUAUACAUUAUUUAGGAAUCUAUAGUCUGUAGAGCAAAUACCUAUUAGAUAUACAUUGUUUAGGAAUCCAUAUUCUGUAGAGCAAAUACCUAUUAGAUAUACAUUGUU